AUGCCCCUUCCCCCAAAGGACCAGGUGGCCGCAGAAGUAUGCGCUUUUAUAAAAGCCAAGGGCACGUUUGAUGAGAUUCGCCAGAAGGUCGUCGAGAAGAUCGAGAAACAGGGCGUAUUCGACGAUAUUCGGGAAAGAGCAAAAGCCGAGGCCGAGAAGUAUUUGGAGCACGUAUCUGACGACACGAAUAAAGAAGUGAUACGGAUGAGACUGCGGGAGUUGAUUAAAAACUACGACGACCAAUUACAACGGAUCGUCGACACGUUUAUGCGCGAGCCAUGGAUAGAGGCCGAGCUCGACAAGGAAGUACAACAAAAAGUGCGCUCAAUCUACGGGCUGACGAGCGAA
Mesorhabditis spiculigera is the source of this 348-nucleotide messenger RNA. NCBI's taxonomy places the organism in Eukaryota, Metazoa, Nematoda, Chromadorea, Rhabditida, Rhabditidae. The record is from the annotation of a GenBank genome assembly.